GCAACGGUCGGAAGCAGAAUUUCAAUGGACACCAUACGAGGAUCCGGCAGUCCGGGCAGUAAUCCCGGAAGAGUUUUUACAAAAUCCGAACGCUUGGCACGUGAAAGUGGUGUUGAUCAACUAUGCAACCGUGGAGCCCCACCAGACAGACAGAGUCCUACGACAGUUUGGAUGUAGACAACCGAUCCCUGCGGACCCUGAGGAGUUUGACGAGCACCACAAAAUCGACCUUCGGUUGUUAGGUACGGAUUGGCCUAGAUACUGGUCAGUGUACAUGGAAAUGUGGGAAAAUCGUAAUGAAUAUCUACCUACUCGGGAACCAAUCAUCGUUCCCGAGUUAGCGUGCGUUCCAGAAUACAUGCCAUGGUUUAGGGCCAAUGGGAAGCCGUAUUUACUUACGCCGGAGGAGAGGCAGCGGCAAUUACGUGUCGGAAGGGAAAGGCGCGGGCCUCUAAAUCCAAUGGGACAAGACCACGAGGCCAGCCCCCCAACGAGGCCCAGACAUUCACCCGGUUCAUCAUCAGCGGCCAUGCAAUCACCGUCCCCAAUGAGAGCACCGACGCAGUCACCUGACGCAGCAAUUCAACAGAUGAUACCCACGCAUUCACCUUUCCCUAUGAUGCCAGGUAUGUUUCCUAGCCCUUAUAUGUACCCUAACCCGUACAUGUAUCCUUUUCUGAAUCCUAUGGCAGGUUGGAGCCAAAUGCCGGAUCAGCUCCAUUUCUGUAAUGCCGAAGCGGACCACCGAUAA
Gossypium raimondii (Peruvian cotton) is the source of this 751-nucleotide messenger RNA. RefSeq lists its product as uncharacterized. Lineage: Eukaryota; Viridiplantae; Streptophyta; Magnoliopsida; Malvales; Malvaceae. The transcript has 2 exons. The coding region runs from base 275 to 751 and encodes 158 amino acids. The record is from RefSeq and is a predicted model, not a curated record.